AUGAUGUCGGUUUUUGCGCCGCACGUUGAGAAGAACCCUGCCACGGCCCUCUCAGCCGUAUUCUGUAUCCCGCUUCAAAAAGUAGAGGACUUUUUAUCGAAAACACAUCAUGGUGGAGGGGUUGGUGGUGUCAUCCAUCAGCAUCUAAUGCAGCACCCACGUACUCAGCUUAUCGUUGUUGAUGACUUCACGCAGCUUGUGCAGCGAAGCUUUUCGGGGUUUAGCAAUCUUGGCGACCUCAUACAACGCCAAGCAACCGUGCACGCUGCAGUUCAGGCCAUUAAAUGCCUUGCGACAAAAAGUAAUGCGUGUGUUCUGUUGCUUACACAGUGCAUAUCCAAUCUGUAUGGCAGGUCGUCGACGGCGACGUCCCUUGAUGGGUCAAUGAAUAGCAGCAGCGGGAACUUCGGGCCGGUCCUAUACCACGCCGUGAACCUUCGCAUGCACCUUCGUCGAAUUGUUGGAAACACGCGUGAUCUCAUCCACCUCCUCACUAUCACAAAAAGCUCUUUCUGCGGCGCGGAGCAACUUCUCCUACGGCUGUCGGGCAGGGGGGUGGAGGAGGUAGAACCUGAUGAUAUGUACGCACCAAAUGCAGCAGCAAUAGAGGAGAUCUGUGGUGAGGAAGUACUAGACAGCAUAGAUAUAUGGGACUACGUCUCAGUGCCUCAAUUUCUUAGAGUUUGA
Phytomonas sp. EM1 is the source of this 687-nucleotide messenger RNA. The record is from the annotation of a GenBank genome assembly. Lineage: Eukaryota; Euglenozoa; Kinetoplastea; Trypanosomatida; Trypanosomatidae.